Labrus bergylta (ballan wrasse) is the source of this 1318-nucleotide messenger RNA. The record is from RefSeq and is a predicted model, not a curated record. Lineage: Eukaryota; Metazoa; Chordata; Actinopteri; Labriformes; Labridae.
AAAGGAGUCAGGACAGAAAGUGGAUCAGUCGACCGCCACGGCGAUGCCUUCCAACAAAUACUCUGCUGCCAUCAUCAUGGAGGAGAGCAAGAACAUGACCGCCACCGCGCCGGUGAACGGAGACACGCCUCCAGCAGAGAACCUAUCAGAGAACGACAGCGGCGUGGAGCUGACCAACGAGAACAGCCCUCUGACUGCAGCCGAACCGCCCUCGCCGUUCAGCCCGAAGCAGAACGGAGACGCCGCCUCGCCUCAAGAUGAUAACGAGUGCACGAGAGAAAGCAGGAAGAGGAGCAGGAAGAAGUCCGAGGAGGAGGAGGAAAGCACCUGGGACUCCUACAGCGAGGAGAAAUCUUCAGGAGCGUCUCAGCUGGGUUUGAGGCAAACUCCUCGACCCAGAACCAUCUUCCAGGCCGGUCUGACGCCACACACACACACCAAACCUCGCAGACAGAACCGCAAACAGGAGCACAGCGUGUCAUUGUGUGUUGCUGGUCCUCGGGCUGCCGUUGUAUCCGUGGCGGUCCCUGAGGCCCCCCCUUCUCUGGAUCUGAUGGAACAAGACUCCAAAGACUCGGCGCAGAGCAUCAGCACCUCGUCCAGCUCUGAAAUCCAGCCCGAGUACAAUGUAAGACGAGUGUGUGUGUGUGUGUGUGUGUGUGUGUGUGUGUGUGUGUGACUGAUGGAGAUAACCGUACCAGACGCGCUCAUAGGGGCAGAUUUAUAAGUUGGAAAUACUUCAAAGAAAUGAAAGGAAUGAAAGAAGAAGAAGAAGGGCAGGAUGUUUAAAUCUGUUGAUAAAGUCCUGAAGUGAUUCUUUGUUUGUCUCUUAAAGCGCUCCACCUGGCCUUGUGUGAGUGCAGGUGGCCACAAACACUCCUGACUGUGUUUUCUCUGUAUCAAUAGUUUCAUUGAGGUCAGGGUGACCACACCAGAGCCUCUGUGUGUUUACACUCUCUCUGCAUACUUGUGCAUGUUAGUCUUAUCCUCUGUUUGUGUUUAUCUGUGUGUGUGUCUGUGCGUGUCUUCACUGGCUGAUCUCAGCAGAGCGUAGCGUCCUCUAAGGGAGCCCGACUCCAUCACAAAGCCUAAUGGGUUUUCUCUCUGAAGGCGGACUGAAGGAGCUCAACUAGGAUUUAUCUGCAAGCAUAAGGACACAUAAAUCUCAAACAGACAGACAGAAAAGACUAAUGGGUUACUUAAAGGAGGGGGGGAUGUGUGUUUUCAAAAGAUUGUCCCUGCAGAAAGUGGAAACACCUGAGCAAACAGGACUACAACAGGUGUGGAGUGAUGGUGGACAAACCAUCACAUUUGAUAU